AUGGGUAGCAAAGACACUGCAACAGGUAGCAAAGGUAAUGCAACAGGUAGCAAAGGUAAUGCAACAGGUAGCAAAGGUGCUGCAACAGGUAGCAAAGACACUGCAACAGGUAGCAAAGGUACUGCAACAGGUAGCAAAGGUAAUGCAACAGGUAGCAAAGGUGCUGCAACAGGUAGCAAAGACACUGCAACAGGUAGCAAAGGUAAUGCAACAGGUAGCAAAGGUGCUGCAACAGGUAGCAAAGACACUGCAACAGGUAGCAAAGGUACUGCAACAGGUAGCAAAGGUAAUGCAACAGGUAGCAAAGGUGCUGCAACAGGUAGCAAAGGUGCUGCAACAGGUAGCAAAGACACUGCAACAGGUAGCAAAGGUACUGCAACAGGUAGCAAAGGUAAUGCAACAGGUAGCAAAGGUGCUGCAACAGGUAGCAAAGGUAAUGCAACAGGUAGCAAAGGUGCUGCAACAGGUAGCAAAGACACUGCAACAGGUAGCAAAGGUACCGCAACAGGUAGCAAAGGUGCUGCAACAGGUAGCAAAGACACUGCAACAGGUAGCAAAGGUACUGCAACAGGUAGCAAAGGUAAUGCAACCGGUAGCAAAGGUAAUGCAACAGGUAGCAAAGAUGCUGCAACAGGUAGCAAAGGUACUGCAACAGGUAGCAAAGGUACUGCAACAGGUACCAAAGGUACUGCAACAGGUACCAAAGGUACUGCAACAGGUAGCAAAAGUACUGCAACAGGUACCAAAGGUACUGCAACAGGUACCAAAGGUACUGCAACAGGUACCAAAGGUACUGCAACAGGUAGCAAAAGUACUGCAACAGGUACGAAAGGUACUGCAACAGGUACCAAAGGUACUGCAACAGGUAGCAAAGACACUGCAACAGGUAGCAAAGAUGCAACAGGCAGCAAAUGUGCUGCAACAGGUAGCAAAUGUGCUGCAACAGGUAGCAAAGACACUGCAACAGGUAGCAAAGACACUGCAACAGGUAGCAAAGACACUGCAACAGGUAGCAAAGGUGCUACAACAGGUAGGCAGUAUGGUGCCAUGUGUAGCAAUACGGAACCAAACGUAAGCGAGAGCUGUUACCACACCUAG
Messenger RNA from Procambarus clarkii (red swamp crayfish), 1098 nucleotides. NCBI's taxonomy places the organism in Eukaryota, Metazoa, Arthropoda, Malacostraca, Decapoda, Cambaridae. The record is from RefSeq and is a predicted model, not a curated record.